AUAAUAAGCAGAUUGGCUAACAUGAUCCAAAUCCUGUAAAUAAAAAGUUUUGUAUCUUUCCCUCUUAGCCAUUCCUCACAUUCAUAUAUAUUGCUGACUGAGGCCGCCACACGAUAUCAAGUCUUGGCGAGAACCACGAUAGUGAAACCAUUCGUCAUAACCCAUCCACAACCAUCCCAAUCAAGUUCGCCGGCGACACCAAAACCACACCAUCCGCAGCCAUGAAAUACCUCCCCAUCCUCUCCCUCCUCCUAACCACAAUAACCGCUCUCAAACUCCAACCUCCAAAUCAACAACACCAACAACACCCAAUGUCGAAUCCCCCAAAUCUCGGUCCCGCCAUACCUCCACCCCCCUCCAACGACCCCUCCGACACCAACCCCCCUCCCUCAGAUUCCGCUCCCAUAAUCCUCUCCGACAUCCUCGGAAGCUCCCGAAAAAUCAACAUUUUCGCAGGUUUCACACGGGAUUUCGCGCCGAUAUCCCAGCGCUUCGAAGACCGCUCCCUCAACACCACGAUCCUCGCGCCGUUGAACUCGGCCAUCAUGGCGUUACCUAGAAAACCCUGGGAGGAUCCGGCGGAGUACGAGAAGCUCGGGGAGCAGGCUUAUGAGGGCGGUGAUGGACAGGGUCGGGCGCAGGAGAAUCUGAGGAGGUUUGUGGAGAGCCAUGUUGUGCCUGAUGCGUGGGAGAAGGGGUUGAAGUAUAAGACGCUUGCUGGGGAUGAGGUUUGGUGGGAGAGGAAGGGGGGUCAGAGGAUUGUGAGUUUCUUUCACGUUUUUUCAUUUGGGUUGGGGGUGGGAAGGGAAGAUGGAUUGUGGGUUUAUGGGUGGUGGAUGCGUGUGCUAACUACUUUGUAGAUUCAACCGGGGAAUAUUGAAGUUGAUUCUGUCUCGGAAUCAACUGCUAAUGGCGAGGUUUGGGUUCUGAAGGGAGUGAGGAAUUAUAAAUGAAUAGUGGGAUGUUGGAGUUGAGCGCUGCAUUUUUUAUGAGGGUUCAAUUUUUGUGUUAUAUACAGCAAGCGUUAUGGAUAAUAAUUUGGAUUAGCAAUAGGGACUG
This is a messenger RNA of Hymenoscyphus albidus, 1059 nucleotides long. NCBI's taxonomy places the organism in Eukaryota, Fungi, Ascomycota, Leotiomycetes, Helotiales, Helotiaceae. The record is from the annotation of a GenBank genome assembly.